Molecule: messenger RNA, 627 nt
Organism: Venustampulla echinocandica
Lineage: Eukaryota; Fungi; Ascomycota; Leotiomycetes; Helotiales; Pleuroascaceae
Exons: 2
Coding region: 1-627 (208 amino acids)
Source: RefSeq, a predicted model, not a curated record
AUGCAUCAGUCUUAUAUCCCCCCCGAAGCCCUCGAUCGCGUCGCUUGGAUGCGCGGCGGCCACCAUAAGAUCAUCGUCGACCCGGCCCGGACCGCUCAUGUCGUGGUGGACCUCCAGGUCGGCUUCAUGGGCGAGGGGGCGCUGCUGGAGAUCCCGACCGCGCGCGGCAUCGUCGAGAACGUCAACCGCGUGUCGCGGGCGCUCCGGUCUGCCGCGGGAACGAUUGCCUACGUCCAGUACAAGAUCGAUCCCGACGAGCCGCAUCAUUGGGGAUCGCAUUACGACCGCAUGACUCCCGAGGCGGCCGAGCGGAUUCGGGCGGCGUUCACGGUCGGCGCGGAGCAGCAUGCCCUGUGGCCCGGCCUCGACGUCCAGCCGGAGGACCUGAUCGUGCCGAAGACGCGCUGGAGCGCCUUCAUCCCGGGCACGUGCGAUCUUGACGGGCUGCUGAAGGCGCGGGGCAUCGACACGCUGAUCAUGGGCUACCACGUCCUGUUCGUGCAGGACGGCAACGCCACGCGCGGCGACGCGGUGCACAACGCCAGCCUGGCCAACAUGCUGCUCUUCGGCGAUGUGGUCACCGCCGACGAGGCCAUCGCGCGGAUCGAGGCCGGGCGGCACGAGUGA